AUGCCUCGGAUUAACAUCAAAGGGGGUGUUUGGAGGAACACUGAGGAUGAAAUUCUCAAAGCUGCUGUUAUGAAAUAUGGCAAGAAUCAGUGGGCACGGAUAGCUUCUUUGCUACACCGCAAAGCCGCUAAGCAGUGUAAAGCUAGGUGGUACGAAUGGCUUGAUCCCAGUGUCAAGAAAACAGAGUGGAGCCGUGAAGAAGAUGAAAAGUUACUACACCUUGCAAAGCUUAUGCCAACUCAAUGGCGAACAAUUGCUCCGAUAGUUGGAAGGACUGCAAACCAAUGUUUGGAACGCUAUGAAUAUCUUUUGGACAAAGCACAAAACAGAGAAGGGUUAUCUGCAGAGGAGGAUCCUAAACGCCUCCGUCCAGGCGAAAUUGAUCCAAAUCCGGAGACUAAACCUGCCCGUCCAGAUCCUGUUGAUAUGGAUGAAGAUGAAUUAGAAAUGCUUUCAGAAGCCAGAGCACGGCUAGCCAAUACACAGGGUAAAAAAGCAAAGCGUAAAGCUAGAGAGCGUCAGCUCGAGAUUGCACGAAGAAUGGCUAUGAUGCAAAAACGUCGGGAACUUCGAGCAGCUGGUCUAGGAACAUUCUUAGGGUUAGCACCGAAAACGAAGCCAUGCAUGGAUUAUAAUUCCGAAAUUCCAUUUGAGAAGCAACCUCCUAAAGGGUUUUAUGAUACUAGUAGGGAAAAACCAGAAAUCAAACCUAUGGACUUUCAACGUUUAAGACUUUCAGAUAUCGAAAAAGAAAGUUUCAUGGAAAGGGAGAAGCGUGAGCGUAAAAAGGAUGCUGAACGUCAGGCUAAACGUAUGCAAUCUGAUUUACCUGGAGUUAUUUUGCAACGUGGGAAUUCUUUGGAUGAGCCACUGUUGAAACGAUCUAAACUUGUACUUCCUGCUCCUCAAGUAUCUGACCUGGAAUUGGAAAAUUUAAUCAAAGUCGGUCAAGCCGGUGAAAAUGCUGUAAGAAUGGCUAUUGAAGAUGCUGAUGGUGAAUUGGGCUCUGCAACACAUCCUCUUUUACCGGAAUAUCCUACCGGUAGUUUUGCAACACCUGCGUUAAAUCUUCAACGCACUCCAAUGGCUGUGAUAGAUUCUGUGACUAGAGAAGCACAAAAUAUUUUAGCUUUGCAACAAGUUCAAACUCCUCUUAAAGGUGGUGAAAAUACUCCAUUAGUUGGUGAAUCUGAUUUUUCUGGUACAACGCCUCGUUUACCAAAUACUCUAGCAACUCCGAAUGUUUUACUUCCUAGUCAAAUAAUUGGUGCUACUCCAUUUCGUACACCGAACAGCAACAUUGAAAAUGGCACUCCAAAUCUUCUCAUGGGUGGUGAUGCUAAUAAUACACCUGGUCCAUUAAGAAAAGGUGAACAACAUUAUGGUCCCCCGGUGUCAAAUACACCACUAAGAAAUCGUUUGAAUAUAAAUCCAAUCGAUGGAAAUAAUUUAGAUGGUCUUAAUAAUAUUAGUAACAAUAAUCAUUCCGAAGGUAUGGUAGACUAUUAUGACCAAAAUGGUGUAAAAGCAAAUCUACGCAAAAGUUUAGCUAAUCUACCAACACCGAAGAAUAAUUUCGAAAUAUUUCUCCCUGAUGAAACUAAACCUAACGGUGAUGAUGCUGAUGAUAAUGACGUUGAAGGUGUUAACGUAGAUAUGGAUCAAUUGGAAGAGGAGAGGGGAACUGCUUCAAGAAUUCCAGAUCAGUCAGAUUUAGAUAGACAAUCUGAAAGAGAACGUGCUAAAGCCGCUGAAUUGGAAUGGUCUAAACGAAGUCAAGUUGUUAGACGAUCUUUACCUAGACCAUCAGCUGUGAACCAUACGAUUUUGCGUAAUAUUCCAGGUUCAGUUAACCAACUAUCUCAACAAGAUGCGAAUAUGACAGAUUUACAAAAGGCUGAAGAGUUGAUUAAACAAGAAAUGGUAACAAUGAUGCAUUACGAUAAUUUAAACAACCCACCACCAAAUCAAUUGUUGGAUGCAGCUAAGCAAACUACUGGUCCAAGUGGUGGCAGUGGUGUUGCUCCAGCUAGUCAACAGCGACGUUAUUUACAACAGAUAAAAGCUACACAUGAAAGUUUUUUGAAAGAUUGUCCAUAUGAACAGUUUGUUCCGGAUGAUUUGAAAAUGGCGGAAAAUUUAUUGGAAGAGGAGAUGCAUGUCGUUCGAAAUGGUAUGGGACAUGGUGAAUUAUCAGCUGAAGCAUAUGCUAAAGUUUGGCAUGAGUGUUUAAGCCAAGUUUUAUAUUUGCCAGCACAUAGGCGUUAUACACGAGCUAACUUAGUAACAAAACGUGAUCGGAUUGAAUCACACGAGAAACGAUUGGAUCAGCUUCGUCAUCUUAUGGCUGAAGAAGCUAAACGAGCAGCAAAACUGGAGAAGAAACUCAGGAUAUUGUUAGGUGGAUAUCAGUCACGUGCACAAACCUUAAUGAAAGCCAUUGAAGAAAGUGUCGAUCAAAUUGAACAAAGUCAAAUGGAAUUAACCACAUAUGAACGACUUCACGAGCAAGAGUUAUGCGCUAUCGCUAGACGUUCUGAUGUUUUAGAAGCUGAUGUUGAACGUCAACAAAAACGAAAUGCUGAUCUUCAACGAGAGUAUGGUAGAUUAAUUCGUAUUCGUGAAGAACGUGAAGCAGACGCUUUCUUAGCUAGUAAUAUGGAUUUGAUUAGUAAUGGUGGUGGUGGUGGUGGUGGUGGUAAAGAUGAUGGUGACACAUCAAUAUCGGUCACCGCUAGUGGUGAUGUUACAUCUGUUUCAAUGGAUAUACAUAAUCAAUCUAAUACUGAAUCAUCACAAGGACAAAAACAAACAAUGAUAUAUGGAAAUAAGAAUAUAGUAUCAGGCAAGUGGAUUGCUGUGACACAGAUUGAAAAUAUAGAAGAUCCUGAUCAAUCGAUGUUAUCCAAUGGAGAGAUUCCUACACAGUCUCUUCAUGAUUCCAAUCAUUUCGAACAUGAUAAUAAUGAUAAUCAUCUUCACUAUACUACCGAUGAAAAUGUUAUUGUGUCUCCUUCAAAUAACAAUGAGAAAACAUCGCCUAAUGAUACAGAAUCAUUGAAUAAUAUCAUGAUAGAAUCAACAGUAAAGCAACAAACUAUUAGUUCACAUUAA
Molecule: messenger RNA, 3114 nt
Organism: Schistosoma intercalatum
Lineage: Eukaryota; Metazoa; Platyhelminthes; Trematoda; Strigeidida; Schistosomatidae
Source: the annotation of a GenBank genome assembly